Molecule: messenger RNA, 1581 nt
Organism: Sorex fumeus (smoky shrew)
Lineage: Eukaryota; Metazoa; Chordata; Mammalia; Eulipotyphla; Soricidae
Product: butyrophilin subfamily 1 member A1-like
Biological process (GO): regulation of cytokine production; T cell receptor signaling pathway
Cellular component (GO): external side of plasma membrane
Molecular function (GO): signaling receptor binding
Source: RefSeq, a predicted model, not a curated record
AUGAAGCAUUGCUCCCCCUGCUCCAUGCUCUGCCCGCUGGCCUUCCUGCUUUUCCUGCAGCUGCCCACCAUGGGGUCCAUAGAGGAGUUCAUGGUGAUUGGACCCUUGGACCCUAUUAUUGCUGUGGUGGGAGAUAACAUCAAACUGCCCUGUCGUCUGUUCCCGGCUAUGAAUGCAGAGAACAUGGAGUUGAGGUGGUUCCGCUCUAAGCAAUCAGAAGCUGUAUACAUCUACCAAAAUCACGGGGAGGAGACGGAGGAGCAGCUGGCCCAAUACACAGGGCGGACCUCCCUGGAGACAGAUCUCCUUUCCCAGGGGCAGUGUAACAUGCACAUUCACAAGGUCCAGAUUUCAGAUGCUGGAAGGUAUAUCUGCUACUUCAGGAAGGAAGGCUUCUCUAAAGAAGCUGGUUUGGAGCUGAAGGUGGAAGGUGUGAAUUCUGGCCCCCAGGUGCACAUCACAGGGCCCGAGGAGGACGGGUACGUGGUGUGCAGGGCGGCCGGCUGGUUCCCCAAGCCUCAGGUGCAGUGGCGAGACUCCAGCGGGGGGAAGUCUCUGGCCUUCUCAGAGACCCACACCCAGGACCCUGAGGGGUUGUUCAGCGUGGAGGCGGUGCUGGUGGUGAGAGACAGCGCCGUGGGGAACAUGACAUGCUCCAUCCUCAACCCCAUCAUGGACCAGGAGAAGGCCAUGGCCGUUUUCAGCCCAGAGCCCUUCUUCCCCAAGUCCUCUCCGUGAAAGCUGGUCUGUGUGUUGUGUGUGACCUUGCUAACGUUCCUGGUCCUUGGUGCUGCCUAUUACACCUGGAGAGAACAUUCUAUAAAGGUGCAGGAGAGGCAGCAAGGAGAGAAGCUGUGCCAGGAGUGGGAGGAGGAUGAGCAAGCAAAGAGGGCGGCACUGAAGGCUAUAGAUGAACUGCAGACAAAUUUAGAUCAGAGGAAGGCUGAGUACUUGGCUGGGCCUGUCACUCUGGAUCCAGGAUCUGCCAGUCCUGGAAUUGUUGUCUAUCAGAAGAAUACAAGUCUGACCUUGAAGGAUGCUACUUCAGCAUCAGGAGACAUACAUAGCAUCUUAGGCCUUGAGGGCAUCACAUCAGGGCGCUGUUGCUGGGAGGUGGAAAUCAGGAAAGGAGACAGAAGCCUUUGGGCUCUGGGGGUCUGUAGAGAAAAUGUGAAAAGGACAGGCUGGUACCAAGAGUCUCCACACAAGGGGUUCUGGGUUGCGGGGAAUUCUGAAGACGGAUUUAAAGCUUUUACUACUCCUUUUACUGCUCUGUUCCUUCGUCAGGUUCCCCACAGUGUGGGGGUUUUCCUGGACCCUGAGAAAGUGGAUGUCUCCUUCUAUAACAUGACAGAUGGCUCCCACAUUUUCUCCUUCUCUCAGACUUCCUUCUCUGGCACCCUAUUUCCGUACUUUAUGAUUUAUUCAGGAGAUGUGUCCCUGUCCAUCUGCUCCGUGGUGGGUGGGCCUGAGCUCCCUGUGCCCAUUAAGAGUUUUCCUUUUUCUCAGGAGGAGCCUGUGAGCUCACACUCUGGUGUUGAUGGCGCUCCCCCAGGGCCCAAAUCUCCAUUACUCGGCUGA